This is a messenger RNA of Brassica napus (rape), 1273 nucleotides long. RefSeq names its product probable WRKY transcription factor 40. Bases 250 to 1146 code for a protein of 298 amino acids. Gene Ontology annotation, molecular function: sequence-specific DNA binding; DNA-binding transcription factor activity. Gene Ontology annotation, biological process: regulation of DNA-templated transcription. The transcript has 4 exons. The record is from RefSeq and is a predicted model, not a curated record. Lineage: Eukaryota; Viridiplantae; Streptophyta; Magnoliopsida; Brassicales; Brassicaceae.
UUACAUGAAAAUGAAAAGCACAUGCUGCUCACGUCUCUCUUCCUCGCACCUAGUUUCCUCUUCAACAUUUCACUUUAUAUAUAGAAUCAAAAAUCAUUCCUUCCUUCCACAAUUCCAGAAGAGUAAAAAACAAGAACCCAAUAAAAUCGACUCUUUCCAAGAAUCUAUCAACCUUUUCCUCAGCUUAAGGAACUCCUACACAUAUACACAUACCCAGCCUCAAGAAUCAAGAUCCAAGCAGAUUCAUCCAUGGACCGGUCUUCAUCAUCUUCUUUCGUCGAUACUUCUCUAGAUCUCACUAUUGGUGUUACUCGUAUGCGAGUUGAAGAAGAUUCAACGACAAGUGCUUUGGUGGAUGAAUUAAACCGAGUGAGUGCUGAGAACAAGAAGCUCUCGGAGAUGCUAACUUUAAUGUGUGAAAACUACAACGUCUUGAGGAAACAGCUGAUGGAAUAUGUUAACAAGAGCAACAACAUGACAGAGAGAGACCAAACCAGUCCUCCCAUGAAACGAAAAUCUCCAGCGAGAGAUGACGCAGUUAGCUCUGCGGUUAUAGGUGGAGUGUCAGAGAGUAGCUCUACGGAUCAAGAGGGUCAGUAUCUGUGCAAGAAGAAGCAGAGAGAAGAGACUGUUGUGAAGGAAAAAGUCUCAAGGGUUUCUUACAAGACCGAAGCUUCUGACACUACCCUCGUAGUGAAAGAUGGGUAUCAAUGGAGGAAAUAUGGACAGAAAGUGACUAGAAACAAUCCAUCUCCAAGAGCUUACUUCAAAUGUGCUUGUGCUCCAAGCUGUUCUGUCAAAAAGAAGGUUCAGAGAAGUGUGGAGGAUCAGUCCGUGUUGGUAGCAACAUAUGAAGGUGAACAUAACCAUCCAAUGUCCUCACAGAUCGAUUCAAACAACGGCUUAAACCGCUACAUCUCUCUUGGUGGUCACACUGCACCAGCCAAGGGAAGUAGUAGUAGUUUGGCUGAGCCUGUGACUGAAUCCAAGAAAGUCACUAGCCCAUCAAGAACGGAUUUUCCAGAAGUUCAGAAACUUUUGGUGGAGCAAAUGGCUUCUUCCUUGACAAAGGAUCCUAACUUCACAGCAGCACUAGCAGCAGCUGUUACCGGAAGAUUGUAUCAACAGAACCAGACCGAAAAAUAGUUUUAGUUUCAAAUUCUAUUAGUAUUUUUUUUAGAUUUGAAUUUGGCAUGAGACAAAGAGAGUAGAAUAUAUUAUAUGUAACAUGUAGUAAUCGUUUUCAAAGCAAUCUCACAUAAUCAAGAAACUA